AUGAAGACAUUCAGUGGCAACUACACCUUGCCCCCAGAUGGAGUGAAUUUUGUCUCCAGUCCCAACGUAAGGGGCACCUUGGAUAUCCUCUGGAGUUGCCUGAGCGUUCUUCUGAUCUGCACUUGGUCUAUCAUCCAUCCAGCGGUUCCAUUCCAGACAAGUCCUCAACGCAAAAUACAAAAAUUAAACCGCGGUGCUGUUCGACUGUUCUGGAAGUUGUCUUGGAUGCUCCUCAACUUGCUCGCACCUGAAUGGUCUCUUGCCAAAGCCUGGGCCGACUACCAAUCGGUUUCGUCGCUGGAAGACGGCUUUAAGAAAUUUCAAGAGCAAGAUGGUGUCCCUUGGAGUCGCGCCCACAUUCAUCUAGCCAACAUGGGCGGCUUCGCCGUUCGAUUCUCUUCGUCCUCUGCGCCAGCGCCCAGCGCCGUCAAGUAUCCCAGUGUUUCGGCUGUGAAAAGCAGGACAGAUGAUCCUUCAAAUGUCUGUCAAGUUACCUCGACUCGGACUUCAUUCGUGGCCACUGGGGAAGACUCUAGUGCUGCUGAUGAAACGCCUCUAUCUGGGAGUUACAUUAAUACGACACAACUAAAUCGUUCGAAUUCGGCGCCGGUAUCCAGCUCAGGCCGAACACUAAGCUCCAUCAAUAACAAUCUCAUCAAAGUCCAGUCAAACCCUAAUGCCGUCUCGGCAUUUGAAGGAGAGAAAUCCGUCACCGUGGGUCCAACUCAGAAAAUUAACGGACACGAUACCUUACCACAAGACGUAAAAGAAAAGCUGCACAUAUUGGAUCGCCUUUUUAGGAACUUCGAUAUUGACAAACGGGCUCGGGACCGCUCUUACUACCAUGGGCUGCUCCCGUGGAUGACGGACAAGCAGAACCACGACACUUUCCGUGAAGCAUUAGAGAUGGUGGAUAUGGGCUACUUUCCUAACUCUUGGGAGAAAGCUAGAUUUCGCAACACCGCGGGUGUUUGGUUUGGCAACCUUUUUGCCCUCCAAGGAAAUCUUUGGGUUUUGGACGCCAAGCAACUGCUCCUCGCGCGCGAGCUCGGAAUCAUCGAGCAGCUUCCUUGCAUGUCUGAUGACGAACUCGCAGAUCGGAACAAGGCCGAUCAACUGGUGAAGAUUUUUUCAGUCCUCCAGAUUAUUUGGUUCCUGAUUCAGACUAUUACGCGACUCGUUCGACAUGUUGCAACUAGCCAGCUUGAGAUCUUGACGCUCUCCUUCGCAGUUUCAACUGUAUUCACAUACUUUCUUCUGUUGGAGAAACCAAAGGAUGUCCAUACAUCUGUUGUUCUCUCUGCAUCCCGAUACGCAACAAAGCAGGAGCUCAGUCGGGUGGCCGUCGCAGGUCCUGGUUGCUAUUUAUAUCCUAGAUCCGAUCUCUGGAUUCCAAGCAAUUCCCUGCAUGCCAUUGAGACAUCACAAAAAGCUGAUAACUCCAUAUUGGCAAAUGGUGCGGCAUUUAGCGUGUUGAUUCUUGGAUUGAUUCACUGCGUGGCUUGGGAUUUCGUCUUUCCCACCGAGAUCGAGAGAGUGCUUUGGCAGGCGAGCUCUAUCAUAACAGCCACUGCGAUCCCAUUAAUGUACCUUCUUUCAAAGACAGCGAGUCUUGUUUUUUUGCACUUGGGCAAGUGGCUUCCCCGUUCUUUCAAUCAACAGUCUAUAUUGGUGACCGUCAUGUCCAAUAGCGUGGGGGGAUUGGUUUUCGUUGUUUUCUUCGCUGCUAGAUUGUUUGCCGCUGUUGAGGCCUUGCGUUCUUUGGCAUUCUUGCCUUCGGGGGCAUUUUCUACGACUUGGCCGGACAGUAUACCUCAUAUUGGUUGA
This is a messenger RNA of Penicillium lagena, 1827 nucleotides long. RefSeq lists its product as uncharacterized. The transcript has a single exon. Lineage: Eukaryota; Fungi; Ascomycota; Eurotiomycetes; Eurotiales; Aspergillaceae. The record is from RefSeq and is a predicted model, not a curated record. Bases 1 to 1827 code for a protein of 608 amino acids.